UGUCCUUGUUUGUUUAACUGUACUAAAGACCUUCUUCCUUCCGUUGAUUGUGACCGUGCGCGAAUUCGGUUACGCUCAGUAACCGCACUUGUAAACUGGCACGAUCUCGGUAUUCUUUUGAUACCAUGAAAUCGCCAACAACUACAUCUCGACUACAGCCACUAACUGCCUUCUGAUAUUUGGCCUACGGGGGAUCUUAUCAGUUGACUGGCACGUAGUCUUCCUGUAGUGGUGAUCAUAGUCAAUCGCGACUCGACACCACACUACACAUGUAUGACUUACACUAUAAAAAUGAUAGAAUAACUUUUUUGUGUAAUUUAUCGCUGAAUUACUUCACAUUGCUCGAAAGUUGUAUGGUCGUCUAAUUCAAAUACUGAUAUACGCGCUUCCUAUAUAUAUAUGUCCAUUAGAUACAUAAAAUACUACCAUUACAAAGUACAUCAGAGGAUUUCAUCCAAUAACGUGCCUUGUUUCUCGUUCAUCACCCAAUGUUUGGUCCUUAGAGAGAAUAUGAACAUGGAAUGUGAUAUAUCUGGAUUAUAUCAGUCUAUCAACUCUUCCUCCUCAAAGACAGACUCACCAUUUUGGAUUCAGCUGCGUAAGAUGGAGUCGAGUUCCAUUAACUGGUACAAGACUGACCUAUUGAAAUGUUAAACCAAUGGCAAGUCAGUUAUUUUAAUCGAUAUAUUAUUAAUAGACAGCGUUUUGACAUCAAAGUAUCCGUCAAGUCGUUUAACUGUUGUUUGGACUAUUUCCCUACUUGGUUAGUCUUCUUUGGAAUAUUAUAAUUGCCAACGAAUAUACUUGAUAAAUGAGUAACAACGAAAUUUAUGAAGAUUUUAAUGAAUGUCUUAAGAUAGGAAUUCUUCAUAUUCCAUCUGGACGAUUUCUUACAGCUGAAGUAUUUAACAAUGAAAUUAAUAUUUCUGGAACAGCAUUACGACGACGUCAAGUUUGGUCUUUAAUUACGGAUCGGAAGAAUGCUGAUACUUUGUUUUUACAAAAUUCAUUGGGUCGAUUUUUAUCAGUUAAUAAGGAUGGAAAAAUAAGUACAUCUUUAAAAUCAGAUUGCGAAGAACGUUUCCGUUUAGAAUUUGCACCAGAUGGUACAGGUGAAUGGGCUUUUAAAUCAGAUGCAUAUGGUUUCUAUCUCACUGGUACCGAUACUCAAGUUUCAUGUUUUUCCAAAUCUCCUGUCUGGUGGUCAUUUCGUUUAGCAACACAUCCUCAAGUACAUAUUCGUCAUCAGUUCCGUUCACGUUACUUACGUCUUCUUAACGAUGGUCUUGAGCUUCGAGCUGAUCAACCAUACCCAUGGGGUCCAGAGUCUGUUAUUUGGAUUGAACAGCCUACAAUGGUUGCAAGUCAAGGUUUUGGUCGUGGUCCAAAUAUCCCUUUAGUUGGCAAAGCUGCUGUUUCACGUCUUGGUCGUGUUGCCUUCCGAAUGCCGAAUGGAAAAUAUUUGAAAUCUAAUGGAGAAAUGUGUGGUGAAAUGGAUGAUUCCACCUUAUUUUCUUUUGAAUAUCGUCCUGGUAAUCCUGGUACAUUUGCUUUUCGUGAUCAAACAGGUCAUUAUUUGACCACAAUCGGACCUGGAACAACUAAAGUAAAAACAAAUACAAAUAUUGGUAAAGAAGAACUCUUUCUAAUAGAACAUGCUGCUUUACAAGUUGGUAUAGUAGCACAUAAUGGGAAAUUCGCAUCAGUUAAACAAGGUAUUGAAAUUUCUGCAAAUCAGCAUGAAUUAGACGAAACAGCUAUUUUUCAGUUGGAAUAUAUUGGUGGGAUGGGUUUUAAUGCUUUAGAGGCUAUAGCAUCUAGCCCAGCAUCGACUUUAUCUGGUCCAGAUGGUGGAGUCAGUGACUCUUCUGCUUCUAAUUCAAGUUUAAUCAAUAUUAACCAUUCCAUUACUAAUGGUGUUCAUUCAGAUGUUUACUUUCUAACAACCGGAUUUUGGCGUCUACGUUCUCGCAGUGGAAAAUUAUGGAAACUUGCUUCAUCAUCUGGUGUUAAGAAUACUUCUUCAGAUGGAGAUCAAGAAAGUUUAUUUGAAAUGUUAACUGUGAAUAAAGUCAAUGAUAAACAAAUUCGUCAAAUUGUAUUUCGGUCAAAUGAUGAACAGUCUUUGACAGCUCGUAAACUUGGUGCUGUAUCUACAAGUGGUCGUUUAAUUGAUGAAACUCAGCUACCAUCACCAGAUGAACUAUUCAAUAUUAUUUUAACGAAUAGAACAUCAAUUGUGUUUUUAUCUUCAUUAACUGGUGGUUUUUUAGUACGUGGUAAACAAAAUAUUCUUGAUUCAAAUGGAGUAGCUUAUGAACCAUUUUAUAUUCGAGUAACUAAACGGCAUACUUAUAAAUUUUUUGCUCGUAAUCCAAAUUCAACAUAUUCCAUAUGGGCAGCUAGUUUAGAUGGUACAUUACAACUUGAACCUACACAUCAAACUCCUACUGAUGAUGAAAACAAUAAAGACACUGAAGACACUAUUAAUAAUGAUUUGAAAUAUGAAUUUCAACUUCAUUUCCUUGGUCAUAGUCGAGUGCUUAUUCAAUCAUUGAAUAGUCAACGUGGUAAUUCAAUUUCUUUAGUCAAAUCUGAAGUUAAAGGUGAUGUAAAAUUAGAUAUACCAAGUGGUGGUGGUGAUAUAACAAUCAAUUAUAUUUGGGAAAUUUAAAUCAAUAAACAAACUAAUCAAUUUUUCUUUUCUUAUUUUUCAAGAAAUAUUUAUUGAUUUAUUUAUAUCUAUCAAUUAUGAUAAUUAAAAAUGAUCAUGGAAUUUUUUUUAUAUAUAUCAGCAACAUCAUUAUAUAGAAAACAAAAGUAAUUUUCUUUCAUUCCGUCUGAAAUAACAACGCUAACAAACGAUGGAUAUUGAUUGGGUUAUGUCAUUGUAUUUUUCUUCUUCAUGUACAACUACAACAACUACUACUACUUUAGAUAUGCUUUUCAGUAGUAGAUUCUAUCUACUAAGUAAACGUUUCUUAAAAGACUUCGUAUAUGCAUAUUUAUGUUUUCAUCGUCGUGGGGAGAAGAGAGCUGGGAGUAGAACUUUUCUCAUAUGUUUGAAUUUCUUUUUUCACAUUACAUUCAGACACUUUGCCUGUUUUGUGUGUUGGCAUUUACAUCUAAAAUAAUUUCGAUCAUGUUCUUUUCCUUUCUAAGUGGUAAUUUAAAAAAAACCCUAAACGUAUUAACUGUAAAUUUUUAGGGGGUUUGUGUGUUCUGUGAUGACUUCUUAUUGCUUUUACAGUUAAAAAAUAAAAUAUUAAUUAUGAAUAUUACUUACUUACUUACGCCUGUUACUCCUCGUGAAGGAACAUAGGCCGCUCACCAGCAUUCGCCAUCCAACCCUGUCCUGAGCAAUCCUUUCCAGCUCCUUCCAGUUGUUAUUCAUCCUUUCCAUAUCUGCUUUUAUUCCCCGACGUAAUGUGUUCUUUGGCGUUCCACUUUUCCGCUUCCCUUCGAGAUCCCAAGUUAGGGCUUGUCUCGUGAUGCAGUUUGAUGAUUUGCGUAAUGUAUGUCCUAUCCAUUUCCAUCGUCUUUUCCUAAUUUCCUCUUCAGCUGGAAGCUUGUUUGUUCUCUCCCACAAAAGGCUGUUGCUGAUGGUAUCCGGCCAGGGGAUGUUGAGUAUCUUGCGUAGACAGCU
This is a messenger RNA of Schistosoma haematobium, 3646 nucleotides long. It is a transcript of the gene FSCN1, whose product is annotated as Fascin. Gene Ontology annotation, biological process: cell migration; establishment or maintenance of cell polarity; actin filament bundle assembly. The record is from RefSeq and is a predicted model, not a curated record. The transcript has 9 exons. The coding region runs from base 812 to 2674 and encodes 620 amino acids. Gene Ontology annotation, cellular component: cytoplasm; actin cytoskeleton. Gene Ontology annotation, molecular function: actin filament binding; protein-macromolecule adaptor activity. Lineage: Eukaryota; Metazoa; Platyhelminthes; Trematoda; Strigeidida; Schistosomatidae.